This is a messenger RNA of Drosophila innubila, 1081 nucleotides long. It is a transcript of the gene Mpc1, whose product is annotated as mitochondrial pyruvate carrier 1. Bases 290 to 610 code for a protein of 106 amino acids. NCBI's taxonomy places the organism in Eukaryota, Metazoa, Arthropoda, Insecta, Diptera, Drosophilidae. Gene Ontology annotation, cellular component: mitochondrial inner membrane. The transcript is spliced from 3 exons. Gene Ontology annotation, biological process: pyruvate import into mitochondria. The record is from RefSeq and is a predicted model, not a curated record.
UUUUUAUUCAGACGAGUGAGCAGGCAGUGCUGCGUAUAUUAUUGUCUUAUCAACAUUACAUUUACAUAACUUUCGACAAUAGUUUUCAAAUUCUAAGUAGGAAAUUUGUGAUCAUUACAUUUACAUAACUUUCGACAAUAGUUAUCAAAUUUUAAGUACGAAAUAUCUUUUAUUUACGCUCAGUUUUAUCCAGCAUUCGCAAAUAAAGACAACAACAACGCAGACAGAACAACCUCUUUCUCAUCUCAGCGAUCUCAUCGUUGCAGCGUUCAAUCGUAAAGCUAUCAAGAUGUCAGUGAGACGCACAAUGUCCACCAGUUCCGCCAAGGAGUGGAGAAAUUACUUUAUGAGCACCCACUUUUGGGGACCAGUGGCCAACUGGGGCAUCCCAAUAGCUGCUAUUGCUGAUACGCAAAAGAGUCCCAAGUUUAUCUCCGGCAAGAUGACAUUAGCUCUGACGCUCUACUCAUGCAUCUUCAUGCGAUUCGCAUACAAGGUGCAGCCCAGGAACUGGCUUCUGUUUGCUUGCCACGCAACGAACGCUUCUGCACAGGCCUUCCAAGGAUUAAGGUUCCUGCAUUAUCAGAAAACCGAAGGGAGCACUGCGUAGGCUGUAAUCUCGAUUUGAUUUCAUUCAGCGUGCGAUGCCAUUUCAAAUAUUUGCACAACUAACGAGGCGCAACAUCAAUGACAAAAUGACUGAAGGCACGCAACAAUGGAACAACAACACACACAACAAAUUGCACUGCCGAUGUUAUAUUGUUUAUUAUCUGUACUAAGCGCUUCAACCCAAAUUGGCUGAAUCUCAACGUAAAUUGGCCAAUCCACAAACAGGUGCUACUCUAUCCGGGUUGGUUUUCUGAUCCACUGGCUAUUUGUCUUAUAUCUCAAUCUAUCCCAACAUCUAUGCGAGAUGACGUCGUGUUUAAAUUCAUUUAAAUCCAAUUCCCGAAUGGUUUAUCAGUUCUAUAUAACAAUUUGACGAUUAAAAUAAUUUUUAUGUGCAAUAAACAAACCUUUUAGCAGUACAAACUUUGAAUAAAAACUUUAACGUUAAUCUUCGUUCCCGCAUAGAAAAUUA